Molecule: messenger RNA, 652 nt
Organism: Chlorocebus sabaeus (green monkey)
Lineage: Eukaryota; Metazoa; Chordata; Mammalia; Primates; Cercopithecidae
Source: RefSeq, a predicted model, not a curated record
GUGAAAAUAGUGCAUAUGAACAACUGUUUCAAGAGGGCUUCUUAAUGAAAAAAAAAUGAGAGAAGUUGGCAGAGGCAGGAGGCAAAAGUGAGGUCCAGAGAGGGACUUUUUAAGACAGGAGAACUAGGAAUGUGUGUGUGACAGGGAGGAACUGAAGUCAGGAGCAUUAUGGUUAUUCCAGAUCUCUACCUGAAUGCCAAAGGAGGUACAGUGUCCUACUUUGAGUGGGUGAAGAAUCUAAAUCAUGUCAGAUAUGGCUGUUUGACCUUCAAAUAUGAAAGGGAUUCUAAUGACCACUUGCUCAUGUCUGUUCAAGAGAAUUUAGCAAGAACGUUUGGAAAGCACAGUGGAACUAUUCUCAUUAUACCCACAGCAGAGUUCCAAGACAGGAUAUCAGGUGCAUCAGAGAAAGACACCAUGCACACCGACUUGGUGUACACAAUGGAGAGUUCUGCCAGACAAAUUAUGUGCAUAGCCAUGAAGUUUAACCUGGGAUUGGACAUGAGAACCACCGUCUAUGUCAACGCCAUUAAGAAAGUCUUCAAAGUGUACAAUGAAGCCAGUGUGACCUUCACGUAGAUGGCUCGUGAGUGACUUCCUUGCUACCCUCUUCACCUGUAACUUCUGCAGACCUACCACUGGUUGACACAUU